Messenger RNA from Necator americanus (New World hookworm), 369 nucleotides. RefSeq lists its product as uncharacterized. The coding region runs from base 1 to 369 and encodes 122 amino acids. Lineage: Eukaryota; Metazoa; Nematoda; Chromadorea; Rhabditida; Ancylostomatidae. The record is from RefSeq and is a predicted model, not a curated record. The transcript has 2 exons.
AUGACGAUCUGUACUUACAGCUCACGUACGCCUGCAUCAGAAGUGGCUAAUGAAGAUCUGUUGACGCAAGCCACGACGAUUGUACAGCGUAAGUACGGCGUCAUCGAACUGACCGACAUGAGACGGUGUCAAAAACUUAGCGUCGUAUAUGACACUGUAGACAGUAAGGAAGUUGGUGGAGUCGGUUUCCGUCAACACAAACCUGCACGAGCUGCAGAUAACCAAGAACUCACGUCCGUGCUCGCAAUGCUUUGCAGAGAGGCGAUAAAAGAAAACCCAAAGAGAGAAGAGCAGAAGUGUUGGUCGAACCUGCAGAGGCAGGACAGAGCAUUCGCUACGCCCGCCGGAACUUCGCCAAUAGUAAAAUAG